Molecule: messenger RNA, 1460 nt
Organism: Cucurbita pepo subsp. pepo (vegetable marrow)
Lineage: Eukaryota; Viridiplantae; Streptophyta; Magnoliopsida; Cucurbitales; Cucurbitaceae
Source: RefSeq, a predicted model, not a curated record
AUGUUUUCUUUGACGUCUUUAGCUUCAAAAUCUAAUUCCAAAUCGAUCCAUAAAUUUAUAAUAGCUUCACCACCACAACUUAUCCAAGCUGGCUCCGAUCGAGAUAAUAGAAGAAGCUCCAUAUUCGACUUCUUAACCAAAUCAAUUGCUUCCGGGGCUUUGAUUGUCGGAGUUGGGUCGUUUUUUAGCUCAAAUUUGCAAGUUUCUUUUGCUGACUUUCCGAAACAAACGACAUGGACGGUGAACGAAGAUCGGUUUCCAUACCCAUUGCCGAAUCAAAAUGCAACGAAGAAACCAAGGUUUUUAUUUGGAGAUGAUUACAGAAGACGAGUGUUUUUCAACUACGAAAAACGAAUAAGAAUCCAAAGCCCUCCCGAGAAGGUGUUCGAGUAUUUUGCAUCUAUUCACACAGCGGACGGAGAAAUUUUCAUGACACCAUCGGAUCUAAUGAGAGCGAUUGUUCCUGUAUUUCCUCCAUCGGAGUCGAAUCGAGUAAGAGAAGGGUUUCUAAGAGGAGAAAGAAGAGUUCAUGGAGAGCUCUAUUGUGUUCCUUCUAAAUUCUUCAUGCUUUUUGACACCAACAAUGAUGGACUCAUCUCCUUUGCAGAGUACAUCUUUUUUGUUACACUUCUAAGCAUACCAGAGUCAAGCUUUUCAGUGGCAUUCAAAAUGUUUGAUAUUGACAACAAUGGAGAAAUAGACAGGGAGGAGUUCAAGAAAGUGAUGGGGUUGAUGAGGAAACAAAACAGGCAAGGAGCUCAUCAUAGAGAUGGGAGGAGGCUUGGGGUGAAAGCUUGCGUUGAAAAUGGUGGUUUGGUUGAGUAUUUCUUUGGUCAAGAUGGAAAUGGCUCUCUUCACCAUGAUAAGUUCGUUCAAUUUUUAAGACAACUUCAUGAUGAGAUACUUAAACUAGAGUUCUCACAUUAUGAUUUCAAGUCACAAGGAAGCAUAUCAGCCAAAGACUUUGCACUCUCCAUCGUUGCAGCAGCCGACAUAAACCACAUAGACAAGCUCCUCGAUCGAGUCGAAGCAUUAAACAAAGAACACCAUUUCAAAAACAUCCGAAUCACAUACGAAGAAUUCAAACACUUCGCUGAGCUACGUAAGAAGCUGGAACCCUUCUCAUUGGCCAUUUUCAGCUAUGGAAAAGUAAAUGGAGAGCUCACAAAACAAGAUUUCCAACGAGCCGCUUCCCAAGUCUGUGGAGUUUCGAUCACGUCCAAUGUCGUGGACAUAAUAUUUCACAUAUUCGACGCGAAUGGCGAUGGCGACUUGAGCUCGGAUGAGUUUGUGAGAGUUAUCCAGAGAAGGGAAGUCAGUUCUUCGCAAGCGACUUUGGGCGUGUCGGGGUUUUUGUCGUGCUGGUUCAGCUGUGCGGCUCGAUGCUCUUCUGCAAAGCUCUUUGUUCGCAGCUGAGUUCAAGAGACAUCCAUGGCAGCCUCGGCCUCCUGUAAAUUUUU